Molecule: messenger RNA, 1173 nt
Organism: Leishmania mexicana MHOM/GT/2001/U1103
Lineage: Eukaryota; Euglenozoa; Kinetoplastea; Trypanosomatida; Trypanosomatidae
Exons: 1
Coding region: 1-1173 (390 amino acids)
Biological process (GO): regulation of cilium beat frequency
Cellular component (GO): axoneme; ciliary basal body
Source: RefSeq, a predicted model, not a curated record
AUGCCGGGGAGCAAAGUGGCCGCAGCUGCGCCAGUGCCCUCGUCUGCCAUCACCUCUGCCUCUUCACCGGCCGCCGCCGCCGCUGCCGCCGCACCUGGUGGGGCCGCUCCGAAGAAGAUGGUGUUUCCAAAGUUUAUGGAGCUGGCUGACGCGUACGAGGCGGGUAUGCGUUGCGCCGGCGAGCUUUCGCUUUGGUCGACGCUACUGCGCGUUGCAACAGAGUCCGCCGCUGGAUACGACACGUCGCUGCCCAGAACCGCCGCCGAAGAAGCGCUCGCCCUCGCGGAGGCUGCACCGGCACCCUCUGUCACCUCCACGAGUGCCCUGGCUGCCGAGGUCAGUGCCCUGCUUGACUCCGACGCAACGCGGCAGCGACUUCCUGCUGGUGUUCACGUCCGCUACCGCGCCGACCUCCCGCUGCACACGGUCGACCCUACCGUGGCGCAGGUUUACCCCGAGUCGCUCUGCGCUAUGCGAGGCUACUGCCCCGUUCAACUCCUCGCCGGGCGUCCAACCACAGGGCUGCUGAUACCUGGCCAAGUGCCGUCAGAGCUUUCGUCGUCCUCGCCAUCGAAGACGUCGUUGGGAUGUGUUGAGGUGAGCGGCGGCGCCCGCCACGUUGCCAUGGCGCGCCCACUCUACUUCAUUUUUUCGGACGCGGCUGCAAUGCGCGCCUUUGCGGCUGAUCCGUGGAGGUACGUGGAGGGUUGUCUGCAUGUCUUCCACGCCGCCGAUCCGUGUCUGACUCUUGUGAUGGGGAGAGGCGACGAGCUGCCGCGCGAGCUGUACUUGGAGGGGGCGCGCGUGGUGGAGCGGCUGACGAGUGACUUAGCAAGCGCACAGAACACGCACGAGAACAGGCAGAGCUGCGGCACGCAGACGGGGCAGAUCGACUCUUACAUCAACCACAACUACUUCUGGAACGAGUGGGAUCUCCGUCGACACGCGCUGAAGUUAGCCAAUCUCAUGCAGAUGCGCACGCAUUCCUCGCAGACCGCCGCGCUGCACUUCCGCCGUGAGGCAGCGACGCAGGCGGACCCGAGAAAAGACUCCGAGGCGCAGACGCUGCACGACGCGGCAACGCAGCCGCCGCAUGUGGCGCAGUAUCUGAAGGGGCUUCGCGGCACUUACACAUCGGCGAUCGAGCAGGUGCGCAAAGUCAUCGAGUAUUGA